AUGAAGUUUGCAGACUACGUGUCGUGUAUCGUGGGCGGCGGCGCAUCGGAGAUAACGAAGUUGGUGGAUUGGGAGGGGAACCUCCGGCAUCACGAGCUCCUCGCGACUGUGGCGGAGCUGAUGCUGGAGGCGCCGGGGCACAUGAUCGUCUGCGGCAAGGAGGCAAAGAGGACUCGCCGUGCCGUCGCCUUGAAGGCCGACGAACGGCUGCGCGCCGGCGGGGUCUACCUGCUGUGCCCUGUUGACAGGGCGGGUUCCAGGUUGCCGGAGCACCAAAUGGCGGCCGUCGAGAGCGCUCGCCGGGGGGGAAAGCGGAGGAGACCCGGUAAUGGGCGGGGGCUCGCCGCCGGCAGCAGGGUUUUCCCCGGCGUGGUGGCCGGCGGCGACUGGCCGAGCGAGGAGGGCAAAGAGGGGAGGAGUGGGGGAGACACGGCUGACUUACCCCGGUUCCCCCCCAUCGGAGCUGCUCGGCGGUGGAAGCCCGUUCUCGAGACCAUUCGCGAGUGCAAAAGAGUCAAACCAGAGGCGGCGACGAUGAGAUGUCCGCGUCCAUCGGAUCUCUCGUGGUCUUGGGAAUUUUUAAUCCACUGA
Messenger RNA from Spirodela intermedia, 591 nucleotides. NCBI's taxonomy places the organism in Eukaryota, Viridiplantae, Streptophyta, Magnoliopsida, Alismatales, Araceae. The record is from the annotation of a GenBank genome assembly.